CUUUGAGUUUCAUUGAGCAAUGCACUAACAGAGACAACAUAGGCAAACAACUGCCACCCUCACCAUGAAAAUAGAAGGUGCCUCGGUGGUCCUUGCUCUGGCUUUUUUCUGCUUCUUCUCAGAUGUUGCCAGCCAAGCUUCAAUUAAGAAUGAGUGCAUGAAAAUUUGGUCACUUUUGCGCAGCGGGAAGUUUUCCUGUCCCACCAACAAGGAGCCCGUCAGCAGCCCGGAUGGCAAAGCAGACCUCAACAAGUGCCUGAUGUGCCAAAGGCUGCUGGAGAGAGACUCAAAAAACACAGGGAGUGGUGGAGAGGCGAACAGGAAUGCGAACUCCUUGGAGGAGGAUGACUGCCGAGAGUUUCGCGAUCUGUUCAAGAAAGGGAAGCUUUCCUGUACCAGAGAAAAUGACCCUGUCCGGGAUUCCUCUGGGAAGCAACACAGCAAUAAGUGCAUCAUGUGUGCAGAGAAGUUCAAAAGGGAGAAUGAACGGAAGUUAUCUAAAAACAGACAAGGAAAAGAUAAGGACGACUGCAGUGAGUAUCGCUCCCAGUUUGAAGCUGGUGGACGACUGUCCUGCACAAGGGAAAAUGACCCUGUUCGGGAUUCCUCUGGCAAGCAGCACAUCAACAAAUGUCUCAUGUGCGCUGAGAAGUUCAAAAAGGAAGCCCAAAGAGGAGGUCAGUCUGGUGGCACUGCCCAGCGCAACAAACCGCUCGGUUCAGAGAGUACAAACCAGAAGAGCUGCGGUGGUUCAGGGUCACAGCAGGGUGUGAAUGAGAGACGUCCCUUCUCAUCGAGCAGAGGCCCACAAGGAAACGCGGCUCAGAGCGGUAGGAACUGCAACCCGGCACCAGGUCGCAAGGCGCAGGACAGCGAUGCCGAUGCCUACCAGCUGCUGGACUGUGAUCGAAUUCUGCACGGGGUAAAGGGUGGAAGGAUUUUCUGCAGCAAAUCCUCACAACCAGUCUGUGGCACUGAUGGGAAAACAUACAAAAAUGAAUGUGACUUGUGUUCAGCUGCCAUGAAAGCUUCGAGCUACAUCACGGUAAACUAUCGAGGUGAAUGCCGAAAGCCUGCCCCUGAAGUGAAUUAAUGAAGUUCAGACUGCCAGCAAACACUGGGGAUCAGCCGUGACCAAAGGGCAAGUAAAGGAAGAGUUGAUGUUGAGCAUCAGGGGAGCUGCCAAGUCCCCAGGACUGCCAGAGCUGCCUUCAUCCCCUUCUGCAGUGAACGGGGCCUGUCCUUGCUCAGGUGGAGGGCGAAGGGCUGUGGGGACCCAGCGGUGUCUUCCCAGGUCUGCCCCAUGCGUGCCGUUGCGGUUUCUGCUGCCUUGCUGUGUCUUAGUGUGCUUCUACAAUAAAGAUAACUCAGCA
This is a messenger RNA of Harpia harpyja (harpy eagle), 1373 nucleotides long. RefSeq names its product serine protease inhibitor Kazal-type 5-like. Gene Ontology annotation, molecular function: protein binding. Lineage: Eukaryota; Metazoa; Chordata; Aves; Accipitriformes; Accipitridae. The transcript has 14 exons. The record is from RefSeq and is a predicted model, not a curated record. The coding region runs from base 65 to 1093 and encodes 342 amino acids.